Molecule: messenger RNA, 681 nt
Organism: Symbiodinium necroappetens
Lineage: Eukaryota; Dinophyceae; Suessiales; Symbiodiniaceae
Source: the annotation of a GenBank genome assembly
AUGCGACCAGGUGACCGAAAAAGCAACCGAUGCUACCAUGGCAAGGACAAGGGCGACAACAACAGCAACCUUUGCCAUCUGUGCUGGCAACCGGGACACUGGAACAAUGUGCCCGAACAAAGGCGACAAGGGAGUGCACCAGGUGGAGGCCACAAGUGGGAGCCUUCCUCCAUCGGCUUCGUCGGUGGUCUUAUGCUCCCUCCUUCUACCGGAGCUGGAACAGUGAAUCGGGUGCAGAUCUUUGAGUGCUCGACGCCGCCCACCUGUGCCCAGACGCAAAUCUUUGAUAUUUCGGAGAUUGAUGUGCCCGAGGACUUUGCACUCCCCGAGGUUCUCAUGUAUCCCUUUGAGGAGCAAGGCGGGGGCCUGCCUGAGAGCAUCCUCUUCUCUGGGUUUGCCAUGGACGGCACGGACCUCGACGGCAACUGGACCUACCCCAACAGCGAGCUGGAGGUGAACUUGAUGGAGAUGGGCACGGACCUGCUUGCUAGUGUCCUGGCCGUGAAAAGUGGCCACCCUCAAGAUGAAGGUCGCAGUGUGGAAGUUGUGGUGGGCUCGGGGGCGGAUGUCUCGGUGGCCCCUCUGGAGUUUGCUGGUCUUGCCGUCGAGGCCGAGGGGCUGGGCAUCACUUUGCAGGACGCCGAAGGGAAGAGAAACCCACAAAUGGCACACGGCUGCUGA